This is a messenger RNA of Cadophora gregata, 486 nucleotides long. RefSeq lists its product as uncharacterized. NCBI's taxonomy places the organism in Eukaryota, Fungi, Ascomycota, Leotiomycetes, Helotiales, Ploettnerulaceae. The transcript has a single exon. Bases 1 to 486 code for a protein of 161 amino acids. The record is from RefSeq and is a predicted model, not a curated record.
AUGGCACCAUCAAUAAACAACAUCGCCUUCACCUCCCCCAUCAACCCACCAGGCGCAAGCCCCAUCCUCACACGUCCCCAAAUAUGGGCCAUGCUUCAACUCAAGAUCCGCUCAGCACAGACUUUUGUUCCAGCAGCGAUUCAAUCCACAACCGUCAUCUCAACGACCACCAACGAGACCAGCGGCAAUGAAGUCACAACCCGCGAAGUCACGUUUCUUCAGGAUCAGCGCAAGGUCAAGGAAAUCGUCACAGCAUAUGCAGACACCAGAGUCGAGUUUGAGCAGCCGGAUGGAAGCCAUGUCAGCAACAUUGUCAGCGAAGGUGCGGAUGGCUUGUACAUGACGUAUGUGUUUGAGUGGAGACAUCCUGGUGUUGAGGGGGAGGAGUUGGAGAAACUGAAGGAGAAGCAGAAGGGAAUGAGUAAACUGGCUGUGGAGGGCACUAUUGAGGCUAUGAGAAAGUUGGUGAGAGACGGGAAGUAUUGA